Molecule: messenger RNA, 846 nt
Organism: Cucurbitaria berberidis CBS 394.84
Lineage: Eukaryota; Fungi; Ascomycota; Dothideomycetes; Pleosporales; Cucurbitariaceae
Exons: 1
Coding region: 95-736 (213 amino acids)
Source: RefSeq, a predicted model, not a curated record
CAGCGAGCGGCUUGUUUCCUGACGGCUCAUCAGCAACGAGGAGCGGGCGUUGGAAUGGUAUGGUAGGUGGGUCCGCGCGGGUACGAAAAGAUACAUGUUGAGCCGGCCUGGGUUGGGUGCGCCGCGGCUCUUAAGAGGGCCGCAUAUAGGGACGUGGAUGGCACCGAUCAACCAAUAUGGGAAUUUGAUUGCGGGUCUAAGCUACGGCGAGCAUUUUGGGGGCGUGUCGGUUCAAGGUGGCGGCACCGACGAUGCAGGAUGCAGCGGGCAGCGUGGACUGUGCUGGAUGUGGAAUGUUGGUGUGCAGCAGAACCCCGGUCGGCACAGGGGUGAAUUGGAGGUGGUGAGAGGCAGAAAAGCAGCACCAACAUGCGUGCCCUGCCGCCCAUCUCGUUUGCAGAGCAUGUGUGGCCCCAGAGACGUCUCUGACGCACGAUACAUACAGCGGGACAGGCUGGACAGGACAGGACAGGUCUGGCCCAUGCCAUGUCCAUGUCCACUCCAUGUCCAUGUCCAUGUCCACUCCAUGUCCAUGUCCAUGUCCACUCCCAUGUCUAUGCCGGUCCGGUAUUGGCCUGCCUGCACCUCCAGGCACUCGACAGACUGCCUGUGUUAUACCCCGCCGCGUCGACUAAGCUGCAGCGUCAAGGCGGAAACAGCACUGGCCGACCAGCUAUAUUGUACCCAGGCACAGAGCAGUGGGUGGUGGUCAAAAGAAGACGGGGCGGACCACUGACUGACUGACCUGCAUAUCUUGUUGAUUGACUUCUUUGGACGACUACGACGACGACAACCCCAUCCACCUCUCCAGCCCGGCGCUGAACCUGCCUCGACGUCCCCACCUCU